AUGCGUGAAUCACCUCGCUCAGCAAUACCUUCUCAUGAUGCCAUUGAAAUGGAAAAACGGCAAGCCCAGAAGGCAAAACGUCUACAGGUGAAAGUUUUUGUGGAGGCCACCCUGCGGAAAGGUGUAAACGGCUUAAUUGCGGAGUUUAAAGGAAUGAAACGUGGCAACGAUUUCACGGUGAUGACUGCAUUUGUAGCCGAAAUUCCAAAUGGUAGAAAUCGAUACAAGGAUGUCGGCUGUUUGGAUAAUCGUCGGGUUGUUGUGAAUAUUGGCAGUACAUCUUACAUACAUGCAAAUUAUGUUUCAACACCUAAUAAUCCGAAAAGAUUUAUUUGUACGCAGGUAAGUUUGGAUAAACUA
Molecule: messenger RNA, 360 nt
Organism: Strongylus vulgaris
Lineage: Eukaryota; Metazoa; Nematoda; Chromadorea; Rhabditida; Strongylidae
Source: the annotation of a GenBank genome assembly